Molecule: messenger RNA, 1091 nt
Organism: Cololabis saira (Pacific saury)
Lineage: Eukaryota; Metazoa; Chordata; Actinopteri; Beloniformes; Belonidae
Gene: pusl1
Product: pseudouridine synthase like 1
Exons: 8
Coding region: 168-1052 (294 amino acids)
Biological process (GO): tRNA pseudouridine synthesis
Molecular function (GO): RNA binding; pseudouridine synthase activity
Source: RefSeq, a predicted model, not a curated record
UUCAGUUGAAAACACGCGACUACCACAGCAGAGGUCUGUGAAGUUUAUUUGAAGGAUUUGAGAAGCUGAUGUUGUCUGUGUGUUGAAUGAGAGUCGUAAGAUGAUUAUUCUUGGCGUUGCUUCGCCCCUGUGAAUAACAACAGCAUGAUCAGAGACAUCAAUACAUCAUGCAGCGUUACCUCAUCUUUUUUCAAUACAUCGGUACAAAAUACAGUGGUGUAGUGAAAGCGCCUCCACACCAGCUGAAUAAAACCGGGGUCCAGAAUCACAUAGAGGAAGCAAUUCAGAGGCUGAAGCCCAUUAAUCCAGUGUCUCUGUCGGUGUCGAGCAGGACGGACGCUGGCGUCCACGCUCUCUCUAACUCUGCUCACUUUGACCUGCAGCGCAGGAACGACAAACCACCGUUUACUGAAGAAGUUGUCAUUGAUGCUCUUAAUUUUAACCUGGGAACCGAGCAAAUCAGGCUUACCCAUGCUCACCGUGUCCCCGAUGACUUCCAUGCCCGUUUCCGCGCUCAGUCGCGGAGCUACACUUACCGCAUAGCACUGGGCAUCACCCACCACACCCUACUUCCCCUCACGGACCACAAUCAGUGCUGGAGCCUCCCCAACACAGAGCUGGAUGUGGAGGCCAUGCGUGAGGCGGCUGCCCUGCUGGUUGGGACUCAUGACUUCAGCAGCUUCAGGGCAGUGAACUCGGAUAUACUAUUCAAGAACCCGGUGAAAAAGCUGGAUGUGCUUUCAAUACAGCGAGGAAGCUCUUUUGGGCAAGCACACUUUCACAGAGAGAUUCCAUUCUGGGAGCUGACUUUCACGAGCCGGUCUUUUCUUUAUAAGCAGGUGCGGAGGAUGACGGGGGCCCUGGUGGCUGUAGGACGGAGACUGUUGUCCGUGUCUCAGAUGAAAGAGCUACUGGAGGCUCGGGACACCCUGGCUUACCCCCAGGGCCUGGUUGCUCCGGCCCACGGCCUCUUCCUCACCAAGGUGCACUACAGAGAGUCAGACCUGCAGCUUUCACGGCAGCCGUCCUGCACUGACAACUCAAAGGACUGAUGGUACUUGAAUAAACUGAUACAUUUUUAACCUCCUGUG